AUGUGUUAUGCCGGGGUGGCUCCGACAAAAGCAAAAUGGUCCGACAUGCUUCCUCCCUCUGCCGCACAAAUCCUCACCCAAAACGAGCGAAUGACCAUCCUUGACGGCGAAUUGGGAAAUACCGCCACAAUGAGUUUACCAGAAGAGACAAUCCAGAUGCUGAAACGGACAGUACACAUUGUAUUCCACGCCGCAUCAUCGGUUGAACUGCACAAUUCUCUGCGAGAAUUAGCAUAUACGGUGCUGGCACCAAGCAUAUGUCUCACACAAUAUGCCCUGAAAUUCCCCAACCUCGACCGCUUCGUAUUCUUCUCCACCGCAUACGCCAACGCCCAUCUAUGGAAAACAAAUGAAUCAAACGACGUGUCAGUCGAUGAGAGAAUAUACCCGCUCGGCAGCGAACAGGAGGAUUAUUACAAGGUCGCACUCGAAGCAUGGAGCGCAGUACAGAAAACCGGCUCAUCCGACGAAUACGAGGCCCAUGAUUUCCCAUGGCCAUACGCAUACGCCAAACAUCUAGCCGAGCGAUUAGUCCUUCAGAAGGCAGCCGAGCGUAACAAAAUGGACAAAGUCCUAAUAAUCAGACCCUCUGUCCUCGGACCAGCCGAUAAAUUCCCAUACCCCGGGUUCGUGACUUCACACGGAGCGCCCUCGACAGCCUGUGCAGCAGAGUACAUAUUGCAUCCAGGUCGCCGGAUCAUGCUCUCGACGCGAUGUGAGAACCCAAAUCAAGAAUCCACGAUCGAUGAGGUCCCGGUUGAUGUGGUCGUGGAUCGAACAUUGGUCCAUGUGGCACUGGGGACGAGCGGAUGUGUCCAUGCUGUUAGUGGGGAACGGGGUCGGUUAUCGACCGAGGAAUGGUGGCGUGCGUUCAAAAAGGAGAGACGGAUACCAUGGAAUGCGAAGCCCACUUGGACUGACAAUGACUGGCAUUCUCCUGAUCUCCACCAAAUGGCGCGGCGGUUCAAGAUUAUUGGGACUUCCUUUGCGUUCUCGCAGAAACGGACUGUUAAGGUUGUAGAGAUGCUAGGGGCUGGAGAUAGGGAGGAUCUUCAGUUAUUUGCUGAUCGAUCAGAGCCUUACUCUUUGCGUUUGAGACGACAUUAUAUUUAUCAUCAAGCUUUGCAGGUGGCUAAGAGGAACAAGUGGCCUGUAUUCUCUGUUAGGCUGCUUUGUCGGAAGGGAAAGCCUGUUCAUCUAGAUGAGGAUGUAAAGGCUUGA
Penicillium griseofulvum is the source of this 1221-nucleotide messenger RNA. Its product is annotated as Male sterility, NAD-binding. Gene Ontology annotation, biological process: long-chain fatty-acyl-CoA metabolic process. Gene Ontology annotation, cellular component: peroxisome. The transcript has 2 exons. Gene Ontology annotation, molecular function: alcohol-forming very long-chain fatty acyl-CoA reductase (NADP+) activity. The record is from RefSeq and is a predicted model, not a curated record. NCBI's taxonomy places the organism in Eukaryota, Fungi, Ascomycota, Eurotiomycetes, Eurotiales, Aspergillaceae. The coding region runs from base 1 to 1221 and encodes 406 amino acids.